GAAGCAAAAGCCUCUCUCCCUACACCAACCAAACGCCUCUCUUCCGACCAUGGAAACCCCUCCAUCAUCGUCAAUGGACCUGGGCCUGGAAAUAGCCCACGCCUUCUUCACUCCCAUCCAGCAAUCAUCACCUCCUUCCUCCAACAAACGCCACACCAAGGUCUCCGUCGUAGGAGCUGGCAACGUCGGCAUGGCCAUUGCCCAAACCAUCCUCACCCAAGAUCUCGUCGACAUCCUCGCCCUCGUCGACUCCAAGCCCGACAAGCUCCGCGGCGAGAUGCUCGACCUCCAGCACGCCGCUGCUUUCCUCCCCCGCACUCGCAUUCUCUCCGCCGUCGACUUCUCUGUCACCUCCGACUCCGAUCUCUGCAUCGUCACCGCCGGCGCCCGUCAGAUCCCAGGCGAGUCGCGACUCAACCUCCUCCAUCGGAACCUCGCACUCUUCAAGGAGAUCAUCCCGCCUCUGGCUCGCCACUCGCCCAAUUCCGUACUGCUGAUCGUCUCCAACCCGGUCGAUGUGCUGACUUUCAUCGCGUGGAAGCUGUCCGGGUUCCCAUCGAACCGGGUCAUCGGGUCAGGGACGAAUCUCGACUCGUCCCGAUUCCGCUUCCUCAUCGCCGAUCAUCUGGACGUUAACGCGCAGGACGUGCAGGCGUAUAUAGUCGGGGAACACGGAGACAGCUCGGUAGCGCUGUGGUCGAGCAUAAGCGUUGGGGGAGUGCCAGUCCUGAGCUUUCUAGAGAAGCAAGAGAUAGCUUAUGAGAAGGAAACGCUGGAGAAGAUCCAUAAGGCCGUGGUGGGGUCCGCCUACGAGGUCAUCAGCCUCAAGGGCUACACAUCGUGGGCCAUCGGUUACUCCGUGGCCAGCCUAGCCAGGACCCUGCUCCGUGAUCAGCGCCGGAUCCACCCCGUUUCCGUUCUCGCCAACGGCUUUUACGGAAUCGAGGACAGCAGCGGUGGAAAUGUGUUCUUAAGCUUGCCAGCUCAGCUUGGGAGAGGCGGGGUGCUGGGCGUGACUAACGUGCACCUGACAGAUGAGGAGGCGCAGCGGCUCAGGGAUUCUGCCGAGGCUAUAUGGGACGUCCAAAACCAGCUUGGGAUCUGAUGAGCAGGGCGGCGUGACCAGCGACCUUUUGACUCCAAGGGGUGCCUGUUUUUCUUCCUUCCUGUUUUUGGUCUUGAAGACAGAUGCUGGUUUUGCCUUAAAUUACAUUACUACCCUUAUUUCAGCUAACACAAAUGGAAUAGUCCAGCUCGCGUUUUAGAACUGGAUCUGGUGGUGGGUUUCAUUUUGGAUGGGUCAUGGCCUAGGAGCCGUGGAAACUGGUUGUGAGACCAUCGAAUUUGCUGGUUGAAUGUGUGCCGUGGAUCUGUUUCGAACCGUCUAUUCUUUAUGCAAACCACUGGUCGGAUUAGUAUCGCA
Magnolia sinica is the source of this 1423-nucleotide messenger RNA. Its product is annotated as L-lactate dehydrogenase B-like. Gene Ontology annotation, cellular component: cytoplasm. Gene Ontology annotation, biological process: carboxylic acid metabolic process. NCBI's taxonomy places the organism in Eukaryota, Viridiplantae, Streptophyta, Magnoliopsida, Magnoliales, Magnoliaceae. The record is from RefSeq and is a predicted model, not a curated record. Gene Ontology annotation, molecular function: L-lactate dehydrogenase (NAD+) activity. The transcript is spliced from 2 exons. The coding region runs from base 50 to 1105 and encodes 351 amino acids.